AUGGGAAGAUGCUGCUUGAACAAUAAUGAUGCGUGGAUACCAGAAUCAGAUGAUGAUGGUGACCACAUUGACGAGGAGGAGACUUUUUUCGACUUGAAUGAAGCAGCAAAAGAAACAGGGGACAUGGAACACAUAGUUUUUCCAUUUGAUCUCAAUGAAACACCAGAGCAGCAUCAACACAAUUUUCAGCAACAAGUAGGAAGACGGGGUCAUCAACGCAAGAAGAACCCAAGGCUCAGCUGCGACACAAGGUUGCAAAUUCUGAUGUGGUUGUUGAACAACCAUCGCAAAAGGGACAAAGACAAACCAUAUUAUGGAGCGUAUAAACAUAUUGCUCAAAUGUACAAUGUGCAUCCAAGAACAGUCAGACGAACUUGGAAGCAAGCAAGGGCACAAAAAGAGGCAUUCCAGAGAUACAACAUGGCAACAAAGGCAAAAAAUGCUGGCAGGAAACGCAUUCAAGUUGAACAAGACACAAUCACAAGCCUAACCAUGGGGGACAGAACAUGCAUUAGGGAUUUGGAAGAGAUGCUAGAUAUUGGACCAGAAACACUUUGGAGAAUGAUAAAAAGGGGUGAUGUUAGGGCACACACAAAUCCCCUACAUCCGGGGUUGCAAGACCCGAACAUGCUACAAAGGGUCAAAUGGGUCCUAGAUUUACUAGAAGGGGACAGUCCACAAACAAAGAGGCAAUACCAACCAAUGUUUGAUUUUGUGCAUAUUGAUGAAAAGUGGUUCUACUUGAGCAAAAAAACACAAAGGGUGUAUUUGGGGAAGCAUGAAAGGGGCAAAUACAGAUCGGGAAAGUCAAGCAAAUUCAUACCAAAGGUAAUGUUCACAGCAGCAGUUGCAAGGCCUAGAUUUAAUGCUCAAGAUGAAUGCACAUUUGAUGACAAAUUGGGGUUUUUCCAUUCACUUAUCAAGAAGCAGCAAAGAGGAAUUAAAAAAACAGAGACAAGGGGACAAUGGUGA
Messenger RNA from Spinacia oleracea (spinach), 972 nucleotides. RefSeq lists its product as uncharacterized. Bases 1 to 972 code for a protein of 323 amino acids. The record is from RefSeq and is a predicted model, not a curated record. The transcript has a single exon. Gene Ontology annotation, molecular function: nucleic acid binding. NCBI's taxonomy places the organism in Eukaryota, Viridiplantae, Streptophyta, Magnoliopsida, Caryophyllales, Amaranthaceae.